AAUUGUCUGCUUCUGAUUUAACUUCAUUGCUUCUCAGGUUCCAAGAAAGAGAAAAAAAAUGAAGAUUUUCUUGCUUGGUAUUUUUUUGUUUUUCUGCUUUGUUGCCCUAGCCCGGGCAAAAGAUAAGCAUUAUUACCUUGGAAUUGUGGAAACAACUUGGAAUUAUGCCUCUGAAAAUGGGGAAAAGAAACUUAUUUCCACUGACACGGAUCAUUACAAUACCUACCUUCAAAAUGGUCCAAAUAGAAUUGGAAGAGUAUAUAAGAAGGCUCUUUAUCUUCAGUACACAGACAGCAGCUUUAAGACAAUUAUAGAAAAACCAGCCUGGCUGGGGUUUUUAGGCCCUAUUAUCAAAGCUGAGACUGGAGAUAAAAUUUUUGUACACUUAAAAAACUUGGCCUUUAGACCCUUCACUUUUCAUCCUCAUGGGACAACUUACUAUAAGGAACAUGAAGGGGCCAUCUACCCUGAUAACACAACAGAUUCUCAAAAAGCAGAUGACAAAGUGUAUCCAGGCAAGCAGUAUGUGUACAUAAUGCAUGCUGACAAAGAACAAAGUCCUGGUGAGAGUGACAGCAACUGUGUGACCAGGAUUUACCAUUCGCACGUUGAUGCUCCAAGAGACAUCGCCUCAGGACUCAUAGGACCUUUAAUAGUCUGUAAAAACGGUUCUCUGGAUAAAGAAAAAGAAAAAAGUAUUGACCGAGAAUUUGUACUGAUGUUUUCUGUGGUGGAUGAAAAUCUCAGCUGGUACCUAGAAGAAAAUAUUAAAACUUACUGCUCUGAACCAGAGAAAGUUGACAAAGACAAUGAAGACUUCCAGGAGAGUAACAGAAUGUAUUCUGUGAAUGGAUACACUUUUGGAAGUCUCCCAGGACUCACCAUGUGUGCAGAGGACAGAGUGAAAUGGUAUCUUUUUGGUAUGGGUAAUGAAGUUGAUGUACAUGCAGCUUUCUUUCAUGGACAAGCUUUGACUAACAAGAACUACCGUAUUGAUACAAUCAAUCUCUUUCCUGCGACCCUUUUUGACGCGUUUAUGGUGGCCCAGAACCCUGGAGAAUGGAUGCUUAGUUGUCAGAAUCUAAACCAUCUGAAAGCUGGCUUGCAGGCCUUUUUCCAAGUACAGGACUGUAAGAAGCCAUCAUCAGAGCUGCCAUCAUCACAUAGCCUUGGAAAACAUGUUAGACACUAUUACAUUGCUGCUGAGGAAAUCAUCUGGAACUAUGCACCCUCUGGUACAGACAUCUUCACCAAAGAAAACUUAACAACACCUGAAAGUGAGUCAGCGGUAUUUUUUGAACAAGGUGCUACAAGAAUUGGAGGCUCUUAUAAAAAGCUGGUUUAUCGUGAGUACACAGAUGCCUCCUUCACACAUCAAAAGGAGAGAGGCCCCAAAGAGGAACAUCUUGGCCUCCUCGGUCCGGUCCUUUGGGCAGAGGUGGGAGACACCAUGCGAGUUACCUUCCGUAACAAAGGAGAAUAUCCCCUCAGUAUUGAGCCGAUUGGGGUGAGAUUCAAUAAGAACAAUGAAGGCACACACUAUGGCGCGCAUGACACCUCCCCAAGUGGAAGUCCGCCUCCUCCUUCAGCCUCCCAUGUGGCACCCAAAGAAACAUUCACCUAUGAAUGGACUAUCCCCAAAGAAAUAGGACCCACUUAUGCAGACCCUGUCUGUAUAUCUAAGAUGUAUUAUUCUGCUGUUGACCCCACCAAAGAAAUAUUCUCUGGGCUUAUUGGGGCAAUGAAAAUAUGCAAGGAAGGAAGUUUACUUGCAAAUGGGAAACAGAAAGAUGUAGACAAGGAGUUCUAUUUGUUUCCUACAGUGUUUGAUGAGAAUGAGAGUUUACUCCUGGAUGAUAAUAUUAGAAUGUUUACAACUGCACCUGAUCAGGUGAAUAAGGAAGAUGCAGACUUUCAAGAAUCUAAUAAGAUGCACUCCAUAAACGGAUUCAUGUACGGGAAUCAGCCCGGUCUCAAUAUGUGCCAAGGAGAUUCAGUCGUAUGGUACUUAUUCAGUGCUGGAAACGAGGCUGAUAUCCACGGGAUAUACUUUUCAGGAAACACGUAUCUCUCAAGAGGAGAAAGGAGAGACACAGCGAACCUCUUCCCUCAAACAACUCUUACCCUCUUCAUGAAGCCUGACACUGAAGGGACUUUUGAUGUUGAGUGCCUCACUACCGACCACUACACAGGCGGCAUGAAACAAAAAUACACUGUGAACCAAUGCAGGAGGUUGUCUGAAGACACAACCUUGUACCUGGAAGAGAGGACAUACUACAUCGCAGCAGUGGAGGUGGAAUGGGAUUACUCUCCAAGCAGAGAAUGGGAAAAGGAGCUGCAUCAUUUACAAGAGCAAAAUGUUUCAAAUGCAUUUUUAGAUAAGGAAGAAUUUUACAUAGGCUCAAAGUACAAGAAAGUUGUGUAUCGGCAAUACACAGAUAGCACGUUCCGAACUCCACUGGAGAGAAAAGCGGAAGAACAACAUCUGGAAAUUCUAGGUCCACAACUUCAUGCAGAUGUUGGAGACAAGGUUAAAAUUAUCUUUAAAAACAUGGCCACACGGAUCUACUCAAUACAUGCCCAUGGGGUAAAAACAGAGAACCCUACAGUUAUUCCAACAUUACCAGGUGAAACUCGAACUUACAUGUGGGAAAUCCCAGAAAGAUCUGGAGCUGGAAUGGAGGAUUCAGCUUGCAUUCCAUGGGUUUACUAUUCAACUGUGGAUCAAGUUAAGGAUCUCUAUAGUGGAUUAAUCGGCCCAUUGAUAGUUUGUCGGAGACAUUACCUGAAAGUAUUUAACCCCAAAAAGAUCCUGGAAUUUUCCCUCCUGUUUCUAGUUUUUGAUGAGAAUCAAUCUUGGUACUUAGAUGAAAACAUCCAAACAUAUUCUGAUCACCCAGAGAAAGUAAACAAAGAUGAUGAUGAAUUCAUAGGAAGCAAUAAAAUGAAUGCAAUUAAUGGAAGACUGUAUGGAAACCUACAAGGCCUCACAAUGCAUGUGGGCGAUGAAGUCAACUGGUACCUUAUGGGAAUGGGCAAUGAAAUAGACUUACACACUGUCCAUUUCCAUGGUCACAGUUUCCAAUACAAGCACAGGGGCAUUUACCGUUCUGAUGUCUUUGACAUUUUCCCUGGAACAUUCCAAACCCUAGAAAUGUUUCCAAAAACACCUGGAACCUGGUUACUCCACUGCCAUGUGACUGACCACAUUCAUGCUGGAAUGGAAACCACUUACAAUGUUCUACCGAAUGAAGAGACCAAGUCUGGCUGAAAGAAAUGAAUUGGUGAUAAGUGGAAAAAAGGAAAAAACAAUGAUUCAUAAUAUAUGUAAAAGUGUUGAAUACAAUGUUUACUUUGGAAACAUUGUAAGCAUUAAAAAAAAAAGACUGAAAACAUAUUAUGGGAGAUAUUGUAUUGCCUUGUUGCAGAUGGAAAGAUCAAUAGGCUGUAUUAUUAUAUAUGAUGGACAUUAGUACACAAGGUAUAACUGAUUCCUAUAGGCCACUCAUACCACUAGUACUGGGGCUUUGCAAAACAGCAUUUAAAAAAAAAAAAAAAAAAAAAA
Messenger RNA from Choloepus didactylus (southern two-toed sloth), 3565 nucleotides. RefSeq names its product ceruloplasmin. NCBI's taxonomy places the organism in Eukaryota, Metazoa, Chordata, Mammalia, Pilosa, Megalonychidae. The record is from RefSeq and is a predicted model, not a curated record. The coding region runs from base 59 to 3271 and encodes 1070 amino acids. The transcript has 19 exons. Gene Ontology annotation, cellular component: plasma membrane. Gene Ontology annotation, molecular function: copper ion binding; oxidoreductase activity. Gene Ontology annotation, biological process: iron ion transport.